Myripristis murdjan (pinecone soldierfish) is the source of this 1557-nucleotide messenger RNA. Its product is annotated as bcl-2-like protein 1. Gene Ontology annotation, biological process: extrinsic apoptotic signaling pathway in absence of ligand; regulation of apoptotic process; intrinsic apoptotic signaling pathway in response to DNA damage. The transcript has 3 exons. Gene Ontology annotation, molecular function: BH domain binding. The record is from RefSeq and is a predicted model, not a curated record. Bases 281 to 949 code for a protein of 222 amino acids. NCBI's taxonomy places the organism in Eukaryota, Metazoa, Chordata, Actinopteri, Holocentriformes, Holocentridae. Gene Ontology annotation, cellular component: mitochondrial outer membrane.
GUUGGCCAAUCGCCAGCGUGCAUCACUGUCCAGGCCAUGGAGUCUGCAGCUGCAAAAAUGUUCAUAUCGUGUGUGAUUGUAUACACAACUACACGUCUCCCAGUCACCCCGUAGCCGCGCGCUGGAAGGACCAUUCCCCCUCCUUGCAGUUGUUGCUAUUUCCAGCUGCAAGGAAACCUCAAAUGUGCCAUCUGACACACCGUGGGGCGUGGCAGGAGAAACCAUGAGGUCUGUCUAGGCUGGCUCUGGCUGUGUGUUGGAGGUUUACAGAGAGGGAAUUAUGUCAUACAGUAACAGAGAACUGGUGGUUUUCUUUAUAAACUAUAAACUGUCUCAGAGGAACUAUCCCACUUGUCAGCUGGGGCUGGAGGAGGCCAGCGAAAGGACUGAGGGAGACGACGCCGACGCCGUCAUCUCUAAUGGCUCACUGGCCAACAGCAGGACCGGCGCCGGCCAGCCGGGGACGCCGUCGCCUCCGUACGGCGGCAUAGAGGUCGUUAAGGCUGCGCUUCAGGAAUCGGCGGAUGAGUUUGAACUGCGCUACACGCAGGCGUUCAGCAGCCUCUCCUCCCAGCUCCACAUCACCCCCGCCACAGCCUACCACAGCUUUGAGAGCGUAAUGGACGAGGUGUUUCGGAACGGAGUCAACUGGGGGCGGGUGGUGGGCCUGUUUGCCUUCGGGGGCGCCCUCUGUGUGGAGUGUGUGGAGAGGGAUAUGAACCAGCUGGUGCCCCGCAUUGCAGACUGGAUGACCACGUACCUUGAUAACCACAUUGAGCCAUGGAUCCAGAGGGAAGGAGGCUGGGACCGCUUCGCUGAGAUUUACGGGCGAGACGCCGCUGCAGAGGCGAGGAGAGCUCAGGAGAGUCUAAGGAGAUGGCUGCUGGUUGGCGUGGUGCUGCUCACAGGCGUGCUGCUCGGCGCUCUCAUCGCAAAGAAACAUCCCUGAGGCGCGAGGACGGACGAAGAGCGGCAUCUUGUUUACCCCCCCUGCACAUCCUGUACAAACACCAAUAUGACUAAAUAGUUAAUGUUUACAAAACCCCAGUCUGCUUGUGCACUGACAGGCUCUUGAUUGGCUGUGGCAGCUUGUGGGAGUAUCCAUAUGUAGCUUGGUGAGCUGUUUUACCUCUCACCCCGCUCAUCAUGUGUCUUUUAUUUUGUAUUUGUUUUUUGUUUUUUUUACCAUAGCCAAUACCAUAUUGUCGUCUCUUUGUGUUAAGGGUGUUACACUCAAGACUGGAAGUGCUUUAAAUGGACCUGAUAAGCUAACAGGGAAUGGGAAGGACUCAGCCUAUGUUUUCUUAUUUUGUUUGUAUAUCGUUGAUUUUUGUUUGUUUGUUUGUUUGUUUGUUUGUUUCUUUGUCCCCUCCCCCCAGCCACCCUCCCCAUAUUAUCCAAGGACCAAUUUUAGUUAUUUCAAAAUUGACGAUUGAUGGAUAAUAUGCGUUUUAUUUCCUUUUAAACUCUGUAAUGCUCAGCUCCUUUUUUGUUGGCUGUACUGGAGUUUCAGGCAUGCUUCAAACAAAAAAAAUAAAUAUAUUUAUGUUUUUCGUG